This is a messenger RNA of Amoebophrya sp. A120, 4986 nucleotides long. The record is from the annotation of a GenBank genome assembly. NCBI's taxonomy places the organism in Eukaryota, Dinophyceae, Syndiniales, Amoebophryaceae.
GUCGUUUGCCAAGUAAGUUAAAGUUUCUUCCUGUGACAGUGACAUUUGUUGGCGCAAGAUGAUCGUGUGAUGCAUGAUAUAGUUGGACGAUAGUACCAGUACGUCGACGUGGGCGAAAUAAAAAGCAUCCACCCGUGCAAAUAACGAUGCUGGUUCCUCCACCUGACUGUCGCGAGAGCAGCGAAGCCGCAUCGCAAGUACAAGUGCAUCGACAUUCCGCAGAAAUUUUUGCGCCCGCUCCGACAGCGCGGAGUCGCAUGGAAAACAAUGCGCCGAUGCGUGCCGCUCCCUUUUCUGUGUCGGAAGACGAUCUCCGCAGAAUAUUUGCGACUCGGGGCGAAAUACUGCAAGGAGACAUCUACGCUCCAAGAAAGGCGCCAGGCGCAGGCAGGAUUGCUGCGCAUUCUGCGCGGGCACGAGAACGGAAAUCGCACGUCUUGACCUGCUACGCGCCGACAUGGAUUUCUAAGAAAAGAAGUGCGGCCUCGGGUGGACAUAAACCAUUGAGGUCGCCAAAUGAAGCGUAUUUCCUCGGUAGAAGUUUUGAUACGGGAGAAAAUAGCAGGAAUCUCCGCUUGGGUGAUCGUGAUGAACAUGAGUUCCGUUAUAGUACCUCCCAUCCGCUACACAAUCGGGCCGGCGCUGGCCAUUAUGCAGCACCGCCGCUGCGACCACCCCUCCGCAAGAACACCCCAGCUUCCGCUGUACCUCCAGCCAUGACGAAAUGGAAUUCGGCUACUUUCAGCUGGUCGACCAGAAAUUUGUUGGAGAUUUCGCGGAGGGAGCACCAGAAAAGCAAAAAGACGACGCGUCAAGCAGAGCAAGCGGACGACAAGGACAACCAACGGAAGAUAGUACUAGAGGCUGUUGAAACGAACCCACCUAGGACGACACCCGAAGUGCCCACGGUCUCCGACUUCUUUCGCCGAAGAGCAGAGCCGCGAGGAAAGCGGAAAAGACAAGCACGCUCCAGCGACUACGUCUCCUGGUCAAGAACAGCAGCUGAGGAAGCGCGCCGUUGUUCCUCUACGUCCGCGAUCGCACGACUGAAGCGAAGCAUGGAUGAGUCGCAGCUUUUCUGGAAAAAGUUUUCGCCUGACCAACGCAUCUCGCAGCGAGAAGAACUGCCACUAGCAACGCAGCCUGUGCCUCUGUCGCCAGUCGCGACACCGCGCGCAAGCAUCGUAGUACCUACUAGCUCUUCGCCGAUGAAGGGAGCUCCGUCAUCUGCGUCCAGUACUACGAAAAAGAAGAAACCGCGAUUAACGAAAUCCGCUUCGCGCGCACGAGCGCCAAAGCCAACUCCGGACGCUGAAUUUGCCAGACGAAGCUCCUCUUCCUCAUCGGUUGCAGUUCACACUCAACACAGUCACAGAAACAACAGGUAUGAUCUACCUAACCGUCGAGCUGCCGAAAAGGAGAACAAGAAGCGCAAGAGCAGUGUUGAGCAGCGCAUCUUCUGGAUUGCUGACGCUGCGAUGGAGCAAAGUAGGAACGCAGACUCGGAGGAAGAACUACAGCCACAGUUGCCUCCCGCUCCGAAGCCAAGCCCGGCGAAAAUGCCCCUGAAGAACGAAGCUGUGAUGCAUUUUUAUCCUUCGCCUCGAACUUCGAAGGGCGACAAUGCCCUUCGUGAGCACGAUGUAACCAUGGAGCAAGAGGAGCGGCUAGCGGACAUUGAUGUACCGAUCUUCUUCUCGACCAAGGGCGGAACUACAAAUAGCGUUCUUUCGCUAUUUUCCGCGGAGACUGCUACGAACAAUGAGGAGCUACUCUCUGCUGGGGAACAACAAGACAGCGAGUUCUCCUUCACCACAAACAACCUCGAGGGCCGCGGGGAUCAUGCUGGCAAAGCUUAUUCUCCUUCAGCAGGUCCACGAAAGCCUCCCGGCGUACGCCCCGUUCAUACCGCUUUUGACAAGCACCAUGACUUGGGCUCCAUCUGGGGCGACGACACGCGCGUCCACCGCAAGCACCCGUUCCCGACACACCUUUCUCCGUACACGCGCGACCACGUGCUUGCCAGCCGAAAAGAACGCAGUUCUUCGGUCUCGUCGGUGGGAGCUGAAGAGAGUGAGGAAAUUCUUCCUGCUGCGGCCGAUGGACGAGCUCAAAAAUUGUUACAACAUGCAAGCACCAGUGGAGAGCGAGAAGAUGUCGUUCGGCUGCGGGAAAGCAAAGAGGAGGACAGCACGACGUCGCCGGUGCUCUCGCCUUUUGUGCUUGCGCGGCGAUCGCUCCCGGCCACGGAGCGCGCAAUGUUCUCGGAGUCGCCCGGAAAGUUUGAGCGACGCGACCACUCCGGGCCGGACGAAAGGGGGAAACUCCGCGUGCCUGGGGACUCCUCCGAGGAUCACAGCCUGGAGGCGCCGCCGGAUUCUUCGCCGAUCGACGACCUGUUUCCACCCACCGCGACCUUCCUCGCCGACUUGCGGGCGGACCGCAUGACAGAGUUGCAACAGCUAGACCUCGUCUCGGCCACGGAGUUCCGGCGGCUGUGGGCGGCCUUUGCGCGCGAGCGCAGGCUGCGGGUCCGGUUCUUCUGGGUAAGGAACAACAGAAGCACCGGCCUGCUACAGCCUACUGCCUGGGCACCGGGGGGCAAGAAGAAGGACAGCGGGCAAAACACGCGGAAGCAGUACCAGACGAAGGAACCUGUGUGGCGGAAGCCAGCGAAACACGUGAACAGCACCGAUGAGAACUUCAAGCUGGCCGUGUGGAUGCUGCACUUUCACGUAUGGGCGAAUUAUGUUCGCCGCGCGCGCGUUGUGGAGCGAAUCCUGGAGCGCAGCAUGCUGGCGCAUCGCGCGGAGCGCGACCUCUGCAUCCUGGCCCACUGGCGUGCAGCCGCACAGAAAUUGCACAAAGUUUUUUCCGAGAAGGAAGAUGCGUUCCUGCGACAGAAAGCGUUGCGGUCUUGGGCGAAACUCACACCUAAGUGGAAGCGAAUGAGGAAGUCCGGAGUCAUGCUCGAUGGGUUCACUCGCUGGAAGCGAAAAGGCGAGACGUUUUUCCGCUGGCGGAUCGCAUGCUCCUACGAAGAACGCAUUCGGAUGUCGCGCGAUCGCCAACGCACGCGAUUCAAGCGGACACUCAUGGGGCAUUGGCUCUUUCUCGCCCACCGCAGAAAGUUUUUCGCUGAGAAGCUAGAUCUCUGGUUUGCACGCCUGCGAGCCAAGGACGCAGUCUCUUGGCGUGAAAGAAAGACCUUGGUAAGUUUCGAACACGAUGUAGCUGCCGAAUCCAGCAGGGACGACCAGGAAGACAAACUCACCGACACUGCAGGCAGCUUCCGAAAACGUCCGCAUUUAGAUCACUACCUCUUUGACCCCGCGCCAAAUUCGCAGCAGAAGCAGCAGCGGUUUUCCUCAGUCUCGCCGGUGUUGACUCCAAUUCGCAAGCAAGGCACAAGGUCCAGUCGGAGGCUCUCUGACGGGUCACGAAAAGAGGAGCUGCGCGUCCGCUUCGAAUCUCCCGACCGCAGUAUCGCGCGCCGUGAACGACAUUUCUACGACGAGAACUGUGAUGAGGCGCCACCCAAGAAAGAAGGCGUGUGUAAAGCUCCUUGGCCCGUGGUCGCUGUGGAACUGCGCGCUUCGCUUUUCGGUGUCAAUGAAGCGGGCAACAAGAACCGGCAAAAUUCCAACUCCAAGGCAGCCGGGGGCGCUUCGUCAAGUACCGCAGCCAGCUUUUUCGCCUUCCGAAGUGCCUCGCCGCUCAGCGCGGAGCACGAGGCGUGGCUAGACACCAGCGCAGGGAUGCGGCUGCUUGCGCAAUUCGGAGAACAGCAGGUCGUCUACGUGCAAGAACGCCCACCAGAAGAGAACGAGGACGACAUCUACUUCGAGGAUCCGGGGCAACAUACAACCGAGCAGGUGUGUCCCCCACCCUCUUGGACGGUGUUAUCGCCGACCAGAAUCGCAAGAAAGCGGUUCUUUCGCUACUGGCUUCUAGCGCGAAGGCACGCGGCGGCCUGUCGUCUGCUCCACAAUUGGAGCGCGCUGCAGACGUGGCGGCUCUACAUCAUCCCCGCGGUGUUUCGGCUACGCGAGUGGCGCAACUUGGCUGGGUUCUUCAUCGAGCAGAAGAUAGCGAGCAAGCGCAGGUUCGAGGAGGCGGUGGACCUCCUUAAAAUAACUCUGCAGAUGUGGAAGCACGUGCGCCGGCUGCAGUGGCGGGUUGCGGUGGAGUGGCAGGAAAAACAAACGAUAAUCAAGUGCUUCAGAAAGCUGCAGAAGUAUCGUCUUUUUUCCCAGAAGCAGAAGCUGCAAGUCGCCAGGUUCUACCGAAAAACGACCUGCCAAAAUGCGUUUCUUCGUCCCGCGUUUCGCGGUUUCGUUAGGAACGCGCGACUUCGGCUCGAGCACAAGUUUCUUCGAAUCUGGUACUGGUGGUGCAUUCUCGGAGGCAAAUACCGCUCAUGGCGCCGAAACUUCAACACGCGCCAACAAGUGUUGCGCGCCUGGUUCCACUUGUUGUCUCGUCGCUUCGCGACCGAAACAACAUUGGUCCAAAAACUCGCGCUGAAGCGCCGCUUUGCACACUGGUACUACGCCUACUGCUUCCAGAAAAAGCAGAGAACACAAGCUGAGCUGCACAGAAUCACAUUUUCGCCGCCGGCAGCGUCGUGUGCAUGAAAUGUACGAAUUUGGGCCCUCAAGCAUUGGCUUGCUGCGGGCGAUCAGUCGCUAUCCAGUAUCAUAUAGAAAUAGGCUUCGUGCUUUCGUGUUCCUCCUCAUAAUCUUGAUCGUUAACGUAAAGUGAUUUUGUCACACCUCACUAUGUGCCUCCGCCUCGAUUCCCGUAUUCGAUCGCCGACUAGCACCAACUCGAAAGACAGGAGAGCAAGAAGGGCCGGUAAGCAUGCAUGCAUUGUGCUUGUUGAGCGACCCUGCAAGUGCAACUAGAACUUACUACUAAACUUCGACAUAUUUUUGAGUCUGUCAGACUCAGGCGUGAUUCGUGAGGAGUCGGUUCUCAGAGGAG